GCGGGUUCCGGCAGAAUCCAAGAUGGCGGCGGCGGAGGCGCCCAGGAGGAUGUCCGUGGUCGCGUGGUUGACUCUCUUCCUAGCCAUGGUGUCGGCGGUAGACAAAAGCAACUUCAAGACCUGUGACCAGAGUUCCUUUUGCAAGCGUCAGAGAAACGUAAAACCUGGAAGCUCCCCUUAUAGGGCGCUGCUGGACUCCCUGCAGCUGAGCCAAGAAUCUAUGAAAAUCCAGCUUAUUAAUGAAGCAAGCAAGGUCCCUCUCCUCCUGGAGUUUUACGGCUUGAAAGGAAACAUGACCCGCCUCCGGAUCAACGAAUUGACGCCCCUCAGACCCCGCUAUGAGGUACACGACGUCUUAAUCCAGGACCCUCCCACCUCCAGAUUGUCUGUCACAGGCCGCGACGAGAACAGCGUGGAGCUCUCGCUGGAGGACGGGACCCACAAGGUGAUCCUGACGGCGAAGCCCUUUCGCAUGGAUUUGCUAGCCGGGCGGGAGCUGGUGCUGAGCGUCAAUUCCCGGGGCCUGCUGGUAUUUGAGCAUCUGCGACAGAGGAAGGACUCUUUCUCGGAUAAAGUUAGUGACACGGUCGUUAGCAUUUGGGAUAGGAUCACGAACGUUUUCUCUAGAACGCCGGCGAAGGAACCCGAGUCGGAAGCGGGGGGAGAACCUGACGACACUGCUAAUCCGGCUUUGCCUUCGGAAGAGGAAUCUGCUGAGAAAACCGAGCAGGUGAAUGCAAAAACUGAAUUCAGGAGAGGAAGAGUGAGGAUGCCUCCCAAAAGGCAGAAGGAUCUGGGAUCCUGGGAAGAAACUUUUAAGACCCACACGGAUAAAAAACCCAACGGGCCAACGUCGGUUGGGCUCGAUUUCUCGUUCCCGGGAGUGGAGAAUGUGUACGGCAUCCCAGAACACGCAGAUAAUCUCCGUCUUCGAACCACUGAGGGUGGGGAUCCGUAUCGCCUCUAUAACUUGGACGUCUUCCAAUACGAACUCUACAAUCCGAUGGCUCUCUACGGGUCAGUCCCGGUGUUGUUAGCUCACAGCGCCCAACGCACCCUUGGCAUCUUUUGGCUCAACGCGGCCGAGACCUGGGUGGACAUCACCUCCAACACAGCUGGCAAGACCAUGUUUGGGAAGAUGCUAGAUUAUAUACAAGGCGGAGGCGAGACGCCCCAGACAGACGUUCGCUGGAUGUCGGAAAGCGGGAUCAUAGACGUCUUCCUUCUGUUGGGACCUUCACCCGCGGACAUUUUCAAGCAGUACGCAUCCCUCACAGGCACCCAGGCUCUGCCUCCGCUCUUCGCCCUGUCCUAUCACCAGAGCCGCUGGAACUACAACGACGAGGAAGACGUGGCCGCCGUGGACAACGGCUUCGACGAGCACGACAUCCCCUACGACGUCAUCUGGCUGGACAUCGAACACACCGACGGCAAGCGUUACUUCACCUGGGACCCCAACAAGUUCGCCCACCCGCGGGAGAUGCUUCAGCGGCUGGCCGCCAAGAGGAGGAAGAUGGUGAGCAUUGUAGAUCCACACAUCAAAGUUGACACCGGCUACCGAAUCCACAAUGAAAUUCGCUCCCGGGACUUCUACGUCAAGACCAAGGAUGGGAAUGAUUAUGAAGGCUGGUGCUGGCCAGGUUCAGCGGGCUAUCCGGAUUUCACCAACCCCCAGAUGCGCUCCUGGUGGUCCAGCAUGUUUGCUUACGACCAAUACGAGGGCUCCAUGGAGAACCUUUACACUUGGAAUGACAUGAACGAACCUUCGGUCUUCAACGGUCCCGAGGUCACCAUGUACAAGGACGCCGUCCACCACGGGGGCUGGGAGCAUCGCGACGUCCACAACCUCUACGGCUUCUACGUGCAAAUGGCCACCGCAGAGGGCCAGGUGCAGCGGUCCGGCGGCAUGGAGCGCCCCUUCGUCUUGACUCGAAGUUUCUUUGCCGGUUCACAACGUUACGGAGCUGUGUGGACAGGAGACAACGCAGCCGAGUGGGACCACCUAAAGAUCUCCAUCCCCAUGUGCUUGAGCCUGAGUUUAGUGGGCAUCUCUUUCUGCGGAGCUGACGUGGGUGGCUUCUUUAAAAACCCGGAGCCGGAGUUGCUGGUGCGUUGGUACCAAGCCGGAGCCUAUCAGCCCUUCUUCCGGGCCCACGCGCACGUAGACACCAUCCACCGGGAACCCUGGCUUUUCGGCGACGAGAACAAAGCUCUGAUCCGGGAGGCGAUCCGCGAGCGUUACGCUCUGCUUCCCUUCUGGUAUACCCUCUUCUAUCAGUCUUACCGGACCGGCAAGCCGGUUAUGAGACCCCUCUGGGUCGAAUAUCCCCAAGAUCCUACCUUGUACCCCAUUGAUGAUGAAUAUCUGCUUGGCGAUGCAUUGUUGGUUCAUCCGGUAACUGCUCAAGGAGCGCGGGGUGUACAGAUCUACUUACCUGGUAAAGGAGAAGUUUGGUACGACGUCCACACCCACCAGAAACUCCACGCCCCACAGACGUUUUAUUUGACGGUCACCAUGAGCAGCAUUCCCGUUUACCAGUGUGGGGGCAGCAUCGUGGCUCGCAAGGAGCGUGUCCGCCGUUCUUCGGACUGCAUGCAGAACGACCCAUACACGCUCUACGUGGCUUUGGGGCCUCAGGGAACCGCCCAAGGGGAACUUUUCGUUGACGACGGACACACGUAUAAUUUCGAGACGAAAGGAGAAUACCUGCACCGCCUCUUCCAUUUCUCUGGCAACGUGCUGACGGCCAGCUCGGCAGAUCCAAAAGGCAGGUUUGAAACCCUGGCCUGGAUCGAACGGGUGGUGAUCCUCGGAGCGGGAAAACCAGGGGCCGUCUUCCUCAAACAACCCGGAGCAGGCGAGACGCGCCUGGAUUUCACCCACGAAGCCGAGACCUCCGUUCUAACCAUCCGGAAGCCCGCCGUGAAUGUCGGAGAAGACUGGAGCAUCUCGCUACGAUAAUGGCACGAGGCGGGAGGGGGGCGGGGGAGACAAGAAUUAUCUGGGCAGAGGGGCAGGGAGAUGUUGGGGGUGCGGGGUUGAGGAGCUCUAGGUCAGGAUCCUAUCUCCCCCCCCCCCCAAAUCCUUUGGGUAGAUAGAUCUGAAAGCUCCCCGCUGCCACUGUAUCUCAGGUCCAGUGUCCCAGUUCAGAAGGCAUGAAAUGGAAGAGGGAUAUCUUUCCCUUUUUAUCCUUUUCUUCCUCCCUCUUUCCUUUCCUUUCCUUUCCUUUCCUUUCCUUUCCUUUCCUUUCCUUUCCUUUCCUUUCCUUUCCUUUCCCUUCCCUUCCCUUCCCUUCCCUUCCCUUCCCUUCCUCCCUCUGGCCUUUUUAUCCUUCUCUUCCUCCCCCUUUCCUUCCCUUCAGUCCCUCCCCUGUCUGUCUUUCUCCUUCCUACUUUCUUCCUCUCUCCCCUUCCUUUCUUCAUUCCUUAUUUUUCCUUCUCUUCUUCCCUCCCUAUCUCUCCACUCCUCCCAUUUUUCCUUCCCUCGUCCUCUCCUCUUUCUUUGUUCGUCUCUUCCACCCUCUUUUCUUUUUUCCUUCUCUUCUUCCCUUCCUUCCUUUCCCAUCUCUCCCCUCCAAUCUUUUUCCUUCCUCCAUUUCCCUCCUUCUCUCCUUUCUAUGUUCCUUCUUUCCUCCCUCCCUCUUUCCUUCCUAUUUCUUCUCCUUCACUUCUUCCCUGCCUUCCCCUCCACCCUCCCGUCUCUCUCCUUCCUCCUUCCUUCCUCUCUCUCCCCUUCCUCCCUCUCCUCUUUCUCUCCUCCUCCCUCUCUUCCCUCCCUCCUUCCUUUCUUCCCUCCCUCCGAACUUUUAGCAAUAUUGGCUGUAAAAUGAGGACUUUCCUGGCGACGCUGGAUGGCAACCCAGUUUUCCCUUAGGGGACUGGAGGCCAAGGCACUCACCCACCCUCUCUCUCUCUCCCCUUCCAAUUAUUUUUCUGGAAAAUGCAAACCCAGAUUGCCUUUUUUCCAAAAUUGGUGGGCCUAGCUCUCGUUCUCUGCACCCCUUUUCCCCCUUUAUCUCUGUCCCGCAUGUUCUGGCUGAAGUUUUAAAUCGGUUUCUGGACCAAUUUGGGGGUGGGGAGGGGGGGAGAACUCAAAACAGAAAUUUAAUUGACAGUUGGCGAGGACUGCCUUUUCAACCCCUUUCCUCGCCGGCCAGUGAAUGUGCUACAAUUUCCUCCACAAUCCUGUACACCAACCCUUUUGCAGUUUGCAAGAACUUGUUGUGUGUGUAGCCAGACCACAAAAACCUCACUCGAUAAUCCCUGCCCCUCCCUCCCAGGAGGAUCUUCCUGCUAAAUCCUUGAGGGUUGUUUUUUUCGGGUUUUUUUUUCCCAGACUGGCGGGUUGGGGAGGGAAUUUUCUGUUUUCCAAGGGAGGGAAGUGACUCAGGUGCCAGUGAAUCACUGUCACUUCUAUUUAUGGCGAUUUUUUUUAAAAUUUUGGGCGGGGAAGGCAGACCAGACAGAUCAUGUGAUGAUUAAAAAAAAAGAGAGAUGUUGUGUUGUUGUUUAGUUACCAGAUUUAAGCUUGUGCGGAAGUGAGAAAUGGCUGUCCUUCACAGGGACCAAGGAAAAAUGGGGUGGGGGAAAUCGCAUGGGGGGGGGCAUGAGCUGCUAGAGAAGGACCCCCCUUCCUUGCAGGAAAGGGAGAAGCCAUGGGUGCAUCUGCCUGCUGGAAGGGCUGGAAAUUUUUUUUUUUAAAAAAAUUCGUUUUUAGCUGCUCUGCCUCCUUCCCUCCCUUCCCUGCCUUCGGGUUUCUCUCUUGCCUACAAGCCAGCAGCUUUCGUUAUGUGAUUUGUUUUUUUUUUUUUUUUAAAUGAUUAUCCGUUGGUGUCUGUGGAUUAACAUUCCUGAUUCUGGCUGGUUUCUCCCUUAAUACGUGUUUGCCAAGCGAAAAAAAGAAAAAAGGCACAGAACGGAGCUUUUAGUUAAAAAAAAAACAAAAAGAAAAUUCCUUAACACAUACACGCACCCAAACACACGCGCACCGAAAUCUUUUCUAUCCCUUCCUUGAUGGCCGUGACAUCUGCAGGUAAAAGCUUUUACUGACUCGAGUGUUUUGAUAAAAAGAUGGAGAAUUCAAAAAUAAAAAUGCCGUAAAAUCUCA
This is a messenger RNA of Pantherophis guttatus, 5107 nucleotides long. Lineage: Eukaryota; Metazoa; Chordata; Lepidosauria; Squamata; Colubridae. The record is from RefSeq and is a predicted model, not a curated record.